Molecule: messenger RNA, 2345 nt
Organism: Ostrea edulis (European flat oyster)
Lineage: Eukaryota; Metazoa; Mollusca; Bivalvia; Ostreida; Ostreidae
Product: sodium- and chloride-dependent glycine transporter 2-like
Exons: 14
Coding region: 363-2123 (586 amino acids)
Biological process (GO): sodium ion transmembrane transport
Cellular component (GO): membrane
Source: RefSeq, a predicted model, not a curated record
UACGGAAGCUGACCGUGACUUCCUUAACUACACGUUGUACUACUGACAAGGAAACAUCGCUCAACUGCACAAUGUGAUCUUGUGGAAUAUGCUUGACUGAAACUAACUCGCCAAUUCUGGCAAAUGUUGAGAAUGCGAACAGAAACAAUGCCUUGAAUAAGCAUUGCUCAUAAGAUGAGAUUGACAAAGUAGGCAAUGCUAUAAGCAUUUUGUUCAGAAUAGGAACAGUAAUAGGUAACCGUGUGUCGAUUGUUUGUGACAGUCUGUAACUACCAGUGACAAGCUUAUCAACCAAGAAGGAUCGGGUAUUGUCAGGCAAAGAUAACAUUUUAUGUACAUAACCCAAUGCUGACAGGUACAGCAUGAGGGACAGAAAUUGGAAAAGACCCCAAUGGUCUUACUCUUUCGAAUCUGUUUUAGUCUGUAUUGGAGUUGCUUGUAAUGACCAAGUUCUUCAUUUAAUACCAUACAAUAUGAUAAAACAUGGCCGUGCACUGUUCCUCAUCCCUUUCAUAGUAAGUGAAAUACUAAUAGGAUUACCAUGUACAUUUCUGAUGUUGUCUUUGGGCCAGUUUACCAGUUCCGGAGUAAUCACGUGCUGGAAUUUUUCUCCCAUCUCUACAGGAUUCGGUGUGGUAUUUGUCACAUCAUGUUUCCUCCGUUAUACAAUGAUGCUGCCAGAGAACAUGACGUUUUUACAAGUUUUAUUUCGUAUUCAAGAGAUUCCCAUUUCAAGUUGUAAAGAAUGGAAUUCCUGGUCUGCAAAAUCACAGACACAAAACACAUCAUUUUGUGAAAAUUACAUUUAUGACGUAAUGGACACUUGGCGGUGGAAUCAAUCUGGUUACGACGUGGAGGGAACUCUUGAUUCUAUCGGCGAUGUUAAUUGGACGCUUGCUCUGCUGUCUUUUGGCACUGUCGUCAUUGUAAUAUUGAUUGUCAUCUUGGACACUCGGACACUUGGAAAGGUGGCGUUUAUUACGGUGGGUGUCCUACUUGCUGUACCCAUCAUCCUGUUUGUUCGUGGACUGACGCUGCCUGGUGCUAAUGAAAUGGCCAAUCUUCUCUGGAAAGCCGAUGCUUCUAAACUAAAGGAUAUGGAGACAUGGUCAGAUGCUUUUACAUCAAGUCUGUAUGGACAUGGUAUUAUAACAGGAUUUUACAUCACAAUUGGUAGUUUCAAUCAUUUUCACAAUGAUUGCUUCAGAGAUAGCCUUAUCAUCGUCGUGAGUAGAAUUGUUUGGGGAAUAUUCGGAACACAUGCUAUGUUUUGUAUCAUUGGAUUUGUCAUGAGACAGACCAAUACAGAAACAAUAGAUCCUGCUCAAUGGCUGUUCAACCGUGAGGCAAUGUUGUCGCUUCUUCCCGAAGGCAAAAUCUGGAUUGGAAUGGUUUUUUUUUACUUCAUCAGUGCAUUUAUCCAAUAUGGGGCAACUGCUGUCCUCACGAUCAUUACUGCCUUGACGGAUUGCUUUCCUACAAUAUUCAAGAACCGGAAGCGGAGACUGUUCCUUUUGGUCAUCUUGUGUGUCACUAUUUGGUUGUUGAGUCUACCUAUGGCUACACCAGAAGGAUUACAUCUCGCGUACUAUCUGUUUAACUCGGUAGAUCGAUAUCAUCUCCUAACACUUGUUGGUUUUUGUCUCUUGCCUGUCAUCGGAUUCUUCUACGGUGUGUUCCGGUUCUGCGAGGACGUAGGGACGAUGACCAAGAAUCGUGUGUGCUGUUGUCUGCCGUGGACGCUGAUCAAGUAUCCGUUUAUUUUCCUCUGGACGUUUGGUACAUUUUAUACCCUACUGGCAUCUUUCGUCCUGAAGUUCCUGAGUGGAUCGUCCUCGGACAGUACUUAUGAGAGGGGACACUGGACUGUCCACCUAUCAAAUUUUAUCAAUGCCCUUAUAAUCGCACCGAUUCCAUUGUGUGCAUUCGGAGUUCUUCUGUACUAUUUGGUCAAAACACCUGGAGAAAUUGGCACGAAGCUAAAUGCUGCUUUAAAGCCAACAAAAUACUGGGGGCCACUGAAACUGGAGAACAGAAAAGAAGUGUUUAGUAGAUGGAGACCGUAUGGAUUAACUGAGGAUCCUUGGUCUAACCAAACAGAAAUCUCCACUUCAGAAAAUUAAUACAAAUCAACAAAAUCGUACAGUGUACAUGUAUAUGUAGUACCCCCCCCCCCCCCCCACCACCAUUCAUUUAAGUCACUUAUUCAUUUUCAUUCAAUGCCUUUUACAAUAUUGGUUCUUACAUAUGUACUUACAUGUAUAUUCUAAAAGCCACUUUCCGUUUGGUGAAUUUGCUCAUAAUAUAUACAAGAUAGGUUUGUACAAUAAAAUUAAUCAAAGACG